GGGGCUUACCUCGCUUCCUCACGCAUCACGCUUGUUUCCUGGUCGUUGCUAACAACCUGCUGCCUGCAACUUCGUCGCUCCGCCGCGCACUCAUGCGUUGACGGUUUCCAGCUGUGCAGUUUUUUGGGGGGGAUGUGUGCGGGGAUGACGCCGUGUCGACGCUGAGCGCAGGCGGACUCUGAGCUCCGGGCCGGCCGCAUGCUGCUCCGUGUCUGUCCGCUUUCUGACGCUUGGGGUUUGCAGUCUGGCCUCCAGCCGCGGCUGCGAAUUAAACUUCGUUUCUCAGCGUCGCCUUGCUCUGAAAUCAUGUUUAUUUUAUAAAGCAUGGCGGUGAGGGGGACACUGUGAACUAAAUGACUGUCAGAAACAUCGCCUCCAUUUGUAAUAUGGGCACCAAUGCCUCUGCUCUGGAGAAAGACAUCGGCCCGGAGCAAUUUCCAAUCAAUGAACACUACUUUGGAUUGGUCAAUUUUGGAAACACAUGUUACUGUAACUCAGUGCUCCAGGCGCUCUACUUCUGCCGGCCCUUCCGGGAGAACGUGCUGGCUUACAAGGCCCAGCAGAAGAAGAAGGAAAACCUGCUCACAUGCCUGGCUGACCUCUUCCACUCCAUCGCCACACAGAAGAAGAAAGUGGGCGUCAUCCCGCCCAAGAAGUUCAUAUCCCGCCUACGGAAAGAGAACGAUCUGUUCGACAACUACAUGCAACAGGACGCCCACGAAUUCCUCAACUACCUGCUGAACACGGUGGCCGACAUCCUGCAAGAGGAGAAGAAGCAGGAGAAGCAGAACGGACGCCUCAAGAACAACGGCACCGCCGUCACCACGGAGACCGAGAUGGAGAACAAGACCGAGCCCACAUGGGUUCACGAUAUCUUCCAAGGCACACUGACCAAUGAGACACGCUGCCUCAACUGUGAAACGGUGAGCAGCAAAGAUGAAGAUUUUCUGGAUCUUUCUGUGGAUGUGGAGCAGAACACAUCAAUAACACACUGUCUCAGGGACUUCAGUAACACAGAGACUUUGUGCAGCGAAUACAAAUACUACUGUGAGACAUGCUGCAGCAAGCAGGAAGCACAGAAGCGGAUGCGUGUGAAGAAGCUUCCCAUGAUCCUGGCGUUACACCUGAAGAGGUUUAAGUACAUGGAGCAGCUGCACCGCUACACCAAGCUCUCCUAUCGAGUGGUUUUCCCCCUAGAACUCCGUCUGUUCAACACGUCCGGGGACGCAGUUAACCUGGAUCGCAUGUACGAUCUCGUGGCUGUGGUGGUUCACUGCGGCAGCGGUCCCAAUAGAGGUCAUUACAUCACCAUAGUAAAGAGUCACGGCUUCUGGCUGCUGUUUGAUGAUGACAUUGUGGAGAAAAUCGACGCCCAGGCCAUCGAGGAGUUUUACGGGCUUACCUCAGACAUCUCCAAGAACUCUGAGUCGGGAUAUAUCCUCUUCUACCAGUCAAGGGAGUGACUGGAGCUGGAUCAGUGACACACAAGAAGACUGAAUAUGAUUUUUAUUUUUUUUUCUAAACCUUAAGCUGAACCCAGAAACUCCUGCCAUCUUCAUCCCAUCCUGCUCCCAUUCUCCAUGUCAGGCCUCUCUGACGUUAUGUGCCAAUCCUCUGUCCUAACCUGUGCUACACCCCCCUCUCUCUCUCUUUCUCUCUGUGUACUUUGCUUCUUGCCUUUUAGUCACCUGCAUCUGGACUGCACUUUAAAACAAAAGCAAAAAUGUUCAACAAAAAAGGAGUCUGCGCUCGAUGUGGACGAGUUGGAGAAGCCUGCAGAGGUGAUUCUCUACCAGGAAGGCGGUUGAAGGUGCACAUACACACCGUUGUCAGAAAUUGUACUAUAUCAUUUAUAUGUAUAUAAGGUCUAUUUCCAUGAUGUGUCAUCCCCUCCCUCAUACUUUCUCCCCAUUACUGUCCAGUCCUUUGAUAUGUUCUUGUCCCUGGUGGAUGCAUGAGAAGUGAGUGAAGUUGGAGACGAACACUGUAUAAUAGAGAGGUUUCAUGUGUUUCCGGUGGUUUUGAAGCAAUAUCUGAGCAUUAAUUCGCAAACAGACAUCACAAGAUGAAAACUACCUAAACUAUAAUUGUAACUGUUGACCGUGUAGAGGUUUUGUCCCAUAGAGAAACACUCUGUGAGCUGCUGUCUGUCCGCUCAUGUCAGUAUAAGCAGACGCUCAAACACUUAAUCCAGCUGAGCCAAGCGCUCCGACACUACAUAUGAAAGGAAAUCCUGCUGGGUCUCCAUUCAAAUCAGCCUCUUCUUUUUUAUUCUGAUAGAAACCCCCUAUUUAUUAAACGUAACAUAUUUAUUAUAGUUAUUUGUAAUGCAGGCUGUUAGAUAAUGAAGGUGUGUCUGUGUGUGUGUGUAAUAUGGCUCUUUUUAGAGCUCUGUAUGUUUUAAAACUCUGUGUGAAGGAAAUGGUGUAUGUGAUACACAACUUUAUAGGAUGGAAAAAAUAAUUGGUUUCGUUUUGUGGUUUGCAUGAGACAGAUUAACACGAUGCAAGUGAGGCCCAACCUUUUUCGACUGACAUGAAGAAUAUAAUCGUGCAAUAAGAGGCGAAGUUGUCCGAUUCCCAGUGAGACUAAUAUAAAAAGUUUAUUUAAAUGUUAGUUAGUACACGUGUUUCUUAGCGGCUGAUCUUUUCCCAGUGCUGUGUCUGUGAUCUCAAAGUAAACGCCCCUCUCCUUCACCACUGUGUAACGCGCACUACCUGCUGGGAUUUUAACCUUCUUUCAAACGUUUUGUUGAGCUACAGCUCUUCUUUUUUUCCUUUGGUUUGUCUCUGACUUUGAUCAAUUUUGUGUGUGUCAUACGUAGCACAUUGGAGGUAAAAAUUCAAGCUUCAAUGUUAACUCAUACGACAUCCUUACUGUAUAUGUACUGUAGGUGUUUUUCUCUUCGGGCCCAGGGUUUGUGUGGCCGUGCCCUGUAGAAUAGUGCGACUUGUUUUUUCACGUAAAGACAUUCCUUUUUCCUGCACAUCAGAGGAAUCUCAAAUGCAUCUCAUUUAUAAAUAAGAGGUAGGAAUAGGAUUGAUUUUUUAGCUUUGUGUCUGUCUGUUCAGGAGAGGCAGGAUUUAAAGUGAAAACGGUCAAAAGUCUCGAACGCACUCGUUUCUGUCGUCUCUUCCAUUUUAGUCUGUUACUGGGUUACGUCACGAGGAAUACGUGCCAAACUGAAGUCAAUGCUGACUCUUGCAACAGUCUUCAACAGAACAUUAUUUUCUUUGUAAAGAUACAACUUGUACAUAUAUAUUAUGUAGAAAAAGAAAACACUUCUGGAAAUAGGAUAAUAUUUUUUUAAAGUGAAGAUCUUUAAAAUGUAAAGACACUCAUGGCAAAGGUUUUAAGCAUCACCCUGACCAUCGAUGAAACCCUGUUAAAAAAUACUGUUAUUUUACAAUCACUCGAUUAAAUAAUCAGUCACGUUUGUGCAGAAGUCACCAUCUGCCAUGUUGUUAUACUUUCACUGGGUUGAACUGAGCCAGGAUAGAAAACAGUAGCAGGAUUAGACCCAGGCGACAGGAAAAAGACUCUUAACGCGAUCUUCCAUUAACACUUAUGCACUCGCCCUCACUGAGACGCUCAGUCGUUGCACUUGGUCUUAUAUCUUACUGUGAUAGUGUUCUACAUUGGAGAGCUCAGGUGCAGAGAGUCCUGCACCAGGUGGGAUCUGAUUGAGCUUGUGGGAGGGAAAGAGGAGAUGAACCAGAAUCUCCAUUUGGCUGUAAACUGAAAGUGCACUUUAUUAGUGAUGAGCUUCGAUGCUUUAAUAUGAAGAACCACAGUUUAACGCACUCAUUUUGAGUUUUUUUUUCUUCUGUUCAAUAAAAUGACUAUCAUCUAA
Molecule: messenger RNA, 3853 nt
Organism: Larimichthys crocea (large yellow croaker)
Lineage: Eukaryota; Metazoa; Chordata; Actinopteri; Sciaenidae
Gene: usp46
Product: ubiquitin specific peptidase 46
Exons: 9
Coding region: 354-1463 (369 amino acids)
Biological process (GO): protein deubiquitination
Cellular component (GO): nucleus; cytosol
Molecular function (GO): cysteine-type deubiquitinase activity
Source: RefSeq, a predicted model, not a curated record